AUGAUAAGAUCACUUGGAAAAAUUGUACCAGAAACUUCUGCUUUAUUUAUUUGUGAUAUUCAAAGUAAAUUUGCAAAUCAUAUAUUUAAAUUUAAUGGUGUUGUUAAUCAAUCAAAAUAUAUGAUGAGAGUAUGUAAUGAAUUAAAAGUACCAAUUAUAUUUACAGAACAAUAUCCAAAAGGUUUAGGACAUACAUUUGAAGAUUUAUUAAAAGAAAGAAAUGAAAAUAAUCAAACUAAAAUAUUUGAAAAAACACUUUAUUCAAUGUGUACCAAUGAAGUAUUGAAUCAUUUAAAACAAAACCAUAAAGAUUUAAAAUCAAUUUUAAUUACUGGGAUUGAAACACAUGUUUGUGUUUUACAAUCAACAUUAGAUUUCUUAGAGAAUGGAUAUGAUGUUCAUAUUCUCUCUGAUGCUGUUUCUUCAAAUAAUAAUAAUGAUCGUUUAAUUGCAUUAGAAAGAAUGAGACAAUCUGGUGCUUUCAUUACUACUACUGAGAGUAUUAUUUUUCAAUUAACUAGAGAUGCAACACAUAAAAGUUUUAAAAGUAUUGUUCCAAUAACAAAACAAAGAAGAGAUGAUUUAGUAGCAGAUCCAUCACUCUCUCUUUCAAAAAUGUAA
Molecule: messenger RNA, 621 nt
Organism: Dictyostelium discoideum AX4
Lineage: Eukaryota; Evosea; Eumycetozoa; Dictyosteliales; Dictyosteliaceae
Exons: 4
Coding region: 1-621 (206 amino acids)
Source: RefSeq, a predicted model, not a curated record